Molecule: messenger RNA, 2305 nt
Organism: Coccomyxa subellipsoidea C-169
Lineage: Eukaryota; Viridiplantae; Chlorophyta; Trebouxiophyceae; Coccomyxaceae
Product: acid protease
Exons: 10
Coding region: 223-2022 (599 amino acids)
Biological process (GO): proteolysis
Molecular function (GO): aspartic-type endopeptidase activity
Source: RefSeq, a predicted model, not a curated record
AUUUUAUUACUAGGGAAAGGCCUUCUUGCGAUCCUCUCUUCCUUCAAACUCUAUUUUGUCCAAAUAAGGCAGGCCUUGGACUGGGUUCGCUCUUGACAGAAUAGGACCAAAAUAAAACAAUUAGACUGUUUCACUGUGGUCCAACUCUCUCCAGACUCUAAAGAUCCUUACGGAAUGGACAGUUGAGCUUUGGGCCUCUCCCCUCAUAAGGGGAGGGUGCUGAUGGUUGUGCGACACUGCCAAGCCCUCCUUUUGGGGCUCUUGUUGCUCAGCGGGGUUGGAAGAAGCGUGCAGCAAGACAGCUUGGUUCUACCACUGAGGAGGCGUGAUGGUGGGAUCAUCGCUCGGGGUCUCCUGCGCAACGCGACGCUGCCAUUGCACGGCGCUGUGAAGGACUAUGGUUAUUUUUACGCAACACUACAUUUGGGCACUCCCGCACGGCAGUUUGCGGUGAUCGUGGACACAGGAAGCACCAUCACAUAUGUUCCUUGUGCAUCAUGUGGACGCAAUUGUGGGCCGCAUCACAAGGACGCUGCGUUUGAUCCCGCCAGCUCAUCGAGUUCAGCGGUGAUCGGGUGCGACAGCGACAAGUGCAUAUGCGGGCGGCCGCCGUGCGGCUGCUCUGAAAAGCGCGAGUGCACCUACCAGCGCACAUACGCGGAGCAGAGCAGCAGUGCGGGGCUGCUGGUGUCGGACCAGCUGCAGCUGAGGGAUGGGGCGGUGGAGGUGGUGUUUGGGUGUGAGACAAAGGAGACGGGGGAGAUCUACAACCAGGAGGCAGAUGGCAUCCUGGGCCUGGGCAACUCAGAGGUGUCGCUGGUCAAUCAGCUGGCGGGCAGCGGCGUGAUAGACGACGUGUUCGCGCUGUGCUUUGGGAGCGUGGAGGGUGACGGGGCGCUGAUGCUGGGUGACGUGGACGCGGCCGAGUAUGACGUGGCACUGCAGUACACCGCGCUGCUGUCAUCAUUAGCUCACCCCCAUUACUAUAGCGUCCAGCUGGAGGCUCUGUGGGUGGGUGGCCAGCAGCUGCCUGUCAAGCCGGAGAGGUAUGAGGAGGGCUAUGGCACAGUUCUAGACAGCGGUACUACUUUCACGUACCUUCCGUCCGAGGCGUUUCAACUGUUCAAGGAGGCUGUGUCUGCCUACGCCCUUGAGCAUGGGCUGAACAGCGUCAAGGGACCAGACCCCAAGGAGAAAUCUUUUGCGCAGUUCCACGACAUCUGCUUUGGCGGCGCUCCGCACGCGGGCCACGCGGAUCAAUCAAAGCUGGAGAAGGUCUUCCCAGUCUUCGAGUUGCAGUUUGCAGACGGAGUGCGGCUGCGCACAGGCCCGUUGAACUACUUGUUCAUGCACACGGGGGAGAUGGGCGCGUACUGUUUAGGCGUCUUUGACAACGGCGCGUCGGGCACGCUGUUGGGUGGGAUCUCGUUCCGCAACAUCCUGGUGCAGUACGACCGGCGCAACCGCCGCGUCGGCUUCGGCGCAGCUUCCUGCCAGGAGAUCGGCGCCCGGCAGGUCACCGCUGCCACCGGAUUCGGACUGUGCACAACCACCACCUGGCGCCCCCGGCAGCCACUCACAGCAAGCCGCAGGCUGGUGUUCGCGUGGGUGGCGCUAGCUAUGGUACUGGCCACAGUGGGAGGCCUGUUAUUGCACACGCGCUCGGUCUGGGUCCCGGCGCUCUCCGACCUGUUUUUGUCGAUGCGUUACGGGAUCAGCGGCCGCAGCCGUUACGGGCGCCAGAAGGACACUACGGACGAGCUCGGCCUGAUCAGGCUCGAGGCAGGCAACGGCCAUGCAGGGGACACGCUAGAGCCGAGGGCCAACGGCAGGGCUGGCAAGCCGGGGGCCUCCCCUUAUGGGUCGGAGUGGUCGGUGACCGAUGAGGGCAGCCCAACAAAUGGGCGCGAUGUGGAGAGGGACUUGGGAAUAAGUGGUGCGGCUUCCGAGCCCAGUUUUAUUGCUACAUUUGCCGGCAGCGACAGAGAUGCACCUAGCCGUGCUUCAGAAAACAAGCAGUGAGGUUGAGGUACUGUCUGCUGAAGCAGGUUGAAAUAAUGUGAGUAGAAUCAUGCCAAACACGGUUGUUGCAUCUGCAAUUCUGAUUCUGGCAAAGGCUGGCAUGUUGUUCACAAGACCAUUGCUGCAUUUUCAUUUCAUGCGCGCGCUUCAAGUUUGUAGUGUCCUGUGGACAUUCGUGGGUGUGGAUCAAUGGCACAAAGCCUCUUGAUAGUUCAAAGCAGAAUUUGUAUUUCUGCUCAAUAAUGCUCCAGGUUGUCGUCUGCAAUCAAUUCAUUUGAGCAUU